AGUGUUAGACAACAACUAAAGGGAGGCAGCAUAUAUAAUCGCUGGACGGUGGAUAUGUGGUGGACGAUUGAAAUGUAGUUUUGGCAAAUUGAGGAGAGAGAAAGCGAAGUGAAGAAUCCAGCGUUUGGGGGAUAAUCUGAAUUAGGGUUUGACAGGCAGCAGAAAUGCCGCUGAGUAGGUAUCAGCUCAGGAACGAGUACAGCUUGGCUGAUCCAGACCUCUAUAGGGCUGCCGAUAAGGAUGAUCCUGAGGCUUUACUUGAGGGCGUCGCCAUGGCUGGUCUCGUCGGCGUCCUCCGCCAGCUUGGCGACCUUGCUGAGUUUGCGGCUGAGAUAUUCCAUGAUUUGCAUGAAGAAGUAAUGGCAACUGCUUCAAGGGGUCAUAGCCUGAUGGUUCGUGUUCAACAGCUAGAGGCAGAAGUUCCUAGAAUUGAGAAGGCAUUCCUUUCCCAGACUAUUCACUCGUCAUUUUACUAUAAUGCUGGCAUGGACUGGCAUCCUAACAUGCACAUGGAUGAAAAUCUGAUCACACGAGGAGACUUACCUCGGUUUAUAAUGGACUCUUAUGAGGAGUGCAGGGGUCCUCCUCGUUUAUUCCUUCUGGACAAGUUUGAUGUUGCCGGUGCUGGAGCAUGUUUAAAACGCUACACUGAUCCAUCGGUCUUUAAAGUGGAGGCAUCAUACUCUGGAAUCACUAGUGCAGAUGUUCUUAGAGAAAAGAAAGCUCGUAAAGCAAAGAAGAAAGGUUCUCGUUGGAGGAAUGGAGAAACUCCAGAGAGUUUACCAACAUCACAUGCAAAACUUCAUCAGUUGUUUAUGGAGGAGCGUAUUGAAAAUGGCACAAUUGAUUCUGCCCGUCGGGUUAAAUUGAAAAGAAGGCUGAAUGGAUUUCCAUUUGACAUUAGAUCUGGGAAAAGCUACAUGGAGAAGUUUCUCAGGUCUCCUUCGCCAGAGCAUGAAGAGGUUCAUGAAAUUCCUGUUGAUUCAUCACCUUUGGCUUUGCCAUAUAAUAAUGUUUAUGAAUCUGCAUUUGAAAUAGUCGAAAUCAGAACAGUGAGUCCUGAGAAAGAGUCAAAGCAGACAAUGAGCAGCCCGUCCUCUUCAUCUUCAACUGGGAAGGGGACUACACCAGCAUCGGCCAUCCAUGAACUGAAUGAGGUCCCCAGUCCCAGUCCCAAUGGAAUUUCCGAGGUGUCAAAAUCAAAGUCUACUGUAGAAGCAAAUUACAUUUCCUCUACUCUUCAUAAGGGAUUAACUGCAAUGGAGGUAUCAGUGGAUGGAGGAAUUAAAAAGGAAGAUAGUGGAGGUGACUAUCAAUCUGAUGAUGCUGCAAGUGAGAUAGAGAAUUAUAUGGAUGCACUCGCUACCAUGGACUCAGAAAUGGAUACAGACUCUGAGUUGAGAUCCAAGAAUGAUUUGCUCAACUUGAAUAGCAGAAGGCAGGCAUCAAAUUCAGAUAUGGAUGGGGAACAGGUUCAAGCCCAUUUUUCUGAUUCGGUAUCAAUGGGAAAUUCCAGCUUAUCUGAUGAAGGCAAUACCUCAUCCAAGAAAGAUUUAUCUAGCUUUUCCUAUUCUGAUUCUCAUAGUACUUCUGCUGAAAACACACCUUCAGAGGGUGAAGUUUCUUCUAAUACUUUUACAUCUACAGAAAUCCAUGCAAGUGAGGAUUUACCGACUCAGCAAUCCAUUGGGGGAGGACAUGUGUCCCAGCCUCUAGGAGGUGCUGCUUCUGAUGGUUCCUUCACUGAGCCAGUUGAAAUUCCUGGUAACAGUUCUGAGCCUGGUGAUCUAACUGCUCCUUCUGAUUCAGCUCCUGUUGAUAAGAAUGAAGAAGCAGUUGUAAAACAGAUUGCCUCAAUGGGUCCUGAAAUAGAUGAGAUGGUAUCAAAACUCAGCAUGGACCCACCCUUAAUUUCCAGCGAUGACUGGCUACAAGAGGGAGACUACUCGUCCCGACAGAUGUCUGGUGAUAAUCAGCAUCUAGAUGAGUUUGAGAAUGAGAAUGUCAAUAAAGCUAAGAACCUUGGUAACAGUUCCGAGCCUGGUGAUCUAGCUGCUCCUUCAGAUUCAGCUCCUGUUGAUAAGAAUGAAGCAGCAGUUGUAAAACAGAUUGCCUCAAUGGGUCCUGAAAUAGAUGAGAUGGUACCAAAACUCAGCAUGGACCCACCCUUAAUUUCCAGCGAUGACUGGCUACAAGAGGGAGACUACUCGUCCCGACAGAUGUCUGGUGAUAAUCAGCAUCUAGAUGAGUUUGAGAAUGAGAAUGUCAAUAAAGCUAAGAACCUAGGCUGUACAUCUCAUCUGUCUGUUCAAUCCAUUUCGAGAGAUGGCUUCCUAUUCCAAGUGUCAGCUGAAAAUAAGUUUGAUGAUAAGUUAGAGGAUGAGGACAGAAAUCAGCAGGAUGAUUUAGCUUCUACCGCUGAUUGCACUGUUGCUCACCAUGCCAUGGCUGACAAUCCAUUUCUCUUAUCCUCUGAAACCCAGCCUCUGAACAAGUUACAUGAUGAGGAUGACCCAAAUUCGAGAGAUGAUUCAUCUAAUGCUUUCAAUCCUUUGGAUGCUGUUUUGCAGAAUAGAGAUGAUUUGUCACCCAAAAUGUCAUAUGAGAAACUGCGACUAGAUGACUCUGGUGUUGAGAAUCCAAAUUUUGUUCUGGAUGCCCCUGUUUUUGCAUCUGAUACUAUUGAUGCUGCCACUGAGAAGAAAAUAACUGAAAAUUUGCUGGAGAAUGUGCCUCAAAGUGGUGAUCCGGAAGAUAAUUUGGUAGCAGAUUCUGUAGAAAACCAGAUAGGUCCACAAAAUUUAGUGAUGACACUUACAGGAGAGCAAUCUAUUGAUGCAAUUAGCAUGGAAGUAGAAACUCACUGCUCCAAGGUAGAACCUGUUGACAGAGAUUCUGAAAUAGAUGAUGCAGUUCCAUCAGCUGGGGGAAAAGCAGAAAAUUUAAUCUUCAAAGAAGACAUUCCCGUAAUUUGUGAAUCUUUGGAAUCUUUUGUUUCAGGAACAAUAGGUGAAAUUCCACCACUUGGGCUAUCAGAAGAAAGAACUUCGUACCUUAGAGAGGAAUAUUUUGAUCAGCCCUCAAAUCUAGGAGAUGGUGCAGUAAUGGACAAAGCCACCUCUGACCCUGAUUUAGUAGAAAUGGAUACUACAUCAGAGCCUUCACUCAUGGCUGGCGAUGAUGUACACUUAGACGAGAUUGCUCGUGAACCUUUAAAUGUUCCCGCUACUUUUUCUAGUCAUGAUAAUCAUGCUGUUGAGGAUGACGAUGAUGGUUCAUCUGUUGAUCCCAAAAAAUUUCUUGAGGGACCCCUCCCUGGUAUUGGAAAUGAGCAUAAUGGAUUGGAAACUGAGGCAUUUUGGUUGGAUACACCUGGAAAAUCAGAUAUCGCAGAGGAUGUAUGCCAUCAGAAAUAUGCUUCACCAGAUUUAAACAGUGUGUGCAACAUUGUAACUGAUGAAGAUACAGGGUCACAAGCGUGUGAUGAUGCAUCUGAUACAUAUAUUGUUUCAGAAGCCAGAAGUAGUCUAAAUCCUGGUGAUGCUCCAACAUGUCAAUCAUCUGUUGAACAGAAUGAACAGGAACUACAUCUCAAAGAAAAGUUUGACAUACAAGUGCAAGAAUGUGAACAGAAAUUGUUUAGUGAAGGUCAGGCCAAUUCAGAGUUGUUCAAUCAGUUGCAGCAGAAACAUUACUCAAAUCAUGAUGAUCAAGUGGGAGCUUCUGAUACUUUUGCGGAAUCUUUGCUGGUAAACAUUCCUAGUCAACUGUCAACGUCAAAGCUCUUACCACAGGGCAACAAUAUGAUCGAAGUGAGUGAACACCUGUUAGAUCCAUCAAGUUCAAUAGCUUUGGGCUCUUCUCUGCUUUCAAAUUCAAGUCAGAUCUACGUGGAAGAAAUGCCUCCCUUGCCGCCCCUUCCUCCUGUUCAAUGGAGGAUGGGAAAGCUUCAAUAUGCUAACCAAGCCCUUGAGAGAAUGUCAGCAGAACGCACUGCAACUGCCUUUCCACCGCCAUUGCAAUGUAUAUCUGAUCAGGAAGCUCAACCGUUGGUUCCAUUUUCGCCACCAUCAGCUUCAGCAUGUGAGAUGUCAAUGCCUAUGUCAGAAGAGCUGAUAACUAUUACUAAUCCAUUCUUGUCGCAAGUACAAGCUGUGGUUCAUGAUGGAGAUUCGAAAGAUAAUGUCCUCCCUCAAGAAGUGAUCGGGUGCACAAGUACAUCAUUACAAUUGCCUGAAUCACAUGGUGGAAUGCUGCAAAAUGAUUGCCAGGCUGGAGAGGGAGAAAAAGUCCAGACCAGUUUGGAUUCCUCCCAUGCAUCUGUCAUGGAUGCAGCUUCUGCUGAUGCUUUGGAAUUGUCACACCAAGAAGUUGUCAAACCUCUCAAUGAAAUGGCCCCAGAAAAAAGUUUAAAGGACAUGGAGCUUUGUCAGCACUCUGCUUAUUCAGAUGACAAUGUCAUGACUUGUAGUACAACUGAAUUACCUUCAGAUGUAGCAAACAAGCAUGCCAUGCCAACUUCAGAGGAAAAAUUAUCAUGGCCAACUAGUGAAGAUGGCAAACUACAUGGAGUUCAACCAAUGAAGCUGCCGAGACCUCGAAAUCCUUUAAUAGAUGCUGUUGCUGCUCAUGACAAGAGCAAAUUAAGGAAAGUAACAGAGCGAUUUAGACCUCAUAUACAGAAGGAAGAUGAAAGAGAUUCACUGCUGGAACAGAUAAGGGCCAAGUCUUUCAACCUGAAACCUGCAGUUGUGACAAGACCUAGUAUUCAGGGUCCUAAAACUAAUUUGAAGGUUGCUGCAAUCCUGGAGAAAGCAAAAACAAUACGCCAGGCUUUUGCUGGAAGUGAUGAGGAUGAUGAUGAUAGCUGGAGUGAUUCAUGAAGUCUUGCGCAAGUUUCAUACAGAUAACCUGGCAAUUUCCCAUCAUCCAUGUGAUGCAUAUGCAGUAUAUCUGCGCUGCAACAAUUCUUUGUUGCUUUGUGGAAUAGCGUGGAGGGCAUAGGGAACUCCUCUUCCUCGAAAAGAAUCCUUGCCAUUUGCGGCUUGUGCCUUUCUGUUGGGGUCUUACUCCUUUAAUACAUACAAACAUGCAUAUACUCUCUCUCUCCCUCUCAUAUAGCAAUAGGAGCUAAAUAUAGUUAGUUUUAGCUUGCAAGUGCUUUAUCAAUCGAGUCCAGUGUAGAUAUUAUCACGAUUGAUCUUACCGAUUUUGUGUAAUGAGGUACCACUUUCGUUUCUGUAUACAGUUGUUUCGCUAGCUCCUGGAGAAGUUGUGGUGUAAUUGUUGAAUUCAAUUACUUGUGCAUAUAUGUAACCAUUUUAUGCUUUUGCGCGUACAUGGUGAAAGGAUUUCAUCUGCUAAAUAUCCCUGUACUAUUUUGGUAGAA
This is a messenger RNA of Coffea eugenioides, 5389 nucleotides long. Its product is annotated as protein SCAR2-like. NCBI's taxonomy places the organism in Eukaryota, Viridiplantae, Streptophyta, Magnoliopsida, Gentianales, Rubiaceae. The record is from RefSeq and is a predicted model, not a curated record. Gene Ontology annotation, molecular function: protein kinase A regulatory subunit binding; actin binding; Arp2/3 complex binding. The coding region runs from base 165 to 4883 and encodes 1572 amino acids. Gene Ontology annotation, biological process: positive regulation of Arp2/3 complex-mediated actin nucleation; actin cytoskeleton organization. Gene Ontology annotation, cellular component: cytoskeleton. The transcript has 9 exons.